Messenger RNA from Danio aesculapii, 3285 nucleotides. It is a transcript of the gene vcam1b, whose product is annotated as vascular cell adhesion molecule 1b. Bases 434 to 2869 code for a protein of 811 amino acids. Gene Ontology annotation, cellular component: membrane. The transcript is spliced from 10 exons. Gene Ontology annotation, biological process: cell-cell adhesion. Lineage: Eukaryota; Metazoa; Chordata; Actinopteri; Cypriniformes; Danionidae. The record is from RefSeq and is a predicted model, not a curated record.
UUUAUUUAUUGAUUCAUAUUUAUAUAAUAGCCCCCAUCUCAAUUAAUCAAGCUACUUUCUUUUAGAUCAAGCAUUUCAGGGAAAACAAAAAAUAAGUUCCCCAAGCUUGUAAAAAAAGCGUUGGAAGUUAUUUUAAUGUGUCGCCACUCACUAAUUCAUAAAGGAAAGGUUAUCUUCAAAGUGUACACACUGGUUUCCUGGAAACCCCGUCAGGACAGCAGAGGGAGCCUGUGGUGGAUGGAGAACUUCUGCUCGCCUCUCUUCUUGGUCCAAACAAAGGAAUGAGGGAUGGGGAAUUCCUUCAUGGCUUAUUUAGGGCUACUCUCCCACCCCCUUCUCAUAUAAAUGAGAUCCAGAACUGAAUGAAAGCAAGAUCACUAACUCAUUUUCACUCCCUUGGAGCACUUGGAAAAAUUCUUCAUAAGUGGACAACAUGGAUUCAGCUUUCUUGCUGACUUUGCUUUUGCCAGUUGCAGUUGUUUCCCACAUGCUAGAGCUGCCGCGCAGUGUUCUAUUCAAAGUGGGCGACAGGAAUGAGUUGAGAUGCAGCAUGCUAUCUUGCCCAGAGAAAGUGAAGUUUGUUUGGACCGCGUUAGAAGACAAACCGAUUUUUGCUACUCCAAAGACGGGGGAUAAAGAAACUGUGCUGAUCUUUGACAAUGUGAUGAAGAAUCACGCCAAUGCCAUAAUGUGCAGAGCUACCUGUGGAAAGGAGACGAAAGAAUUGAUAACAGAGGUUAAAGUUUACUCUUUUCCAAGAAACCCAGUUUUAUCAGGAUAUGAUCACUUGAUAAUGGGCAAGGAAAACGUUUUGUCCUGCGAAGUGUCUUCUGUGUACCCGUCAGAGUACCUUGAUGUGGAGUGGAUAUAUGAAAACAGGGUUGUUUAUAGUACGAGUGGAGACUUUGAAAAAGAUGCUGUAUCCAUUCCUUACACAAUUACACCUUCAAGCGAGGAUGAUGGAAAGGCAAUCACUUGCAGAGCAUCCCUCAAUAUUGAAGGUGUACCACCCGAAGAGAAGACCAAGGAGACGUCUAGACACAUCAAAGUACUUUCUGCACCGCAUAACGUUAAUGUAUCUGGAGAGACUGCAGUCUCACUGGGAUCCAGUUUAACUUUGACCUGUAAGGCUGAAGGCAAUCCAAAGCCUGCUUUUACAUGGACGGCUCUUAAACCAGAUGGCCAAUCUGUUGAACUGGGAAAACAGCGAGAUCUCUUCGUGCAUAAUGUGUCCUUAUCAGAUGCUGGAACUUACCAGUGUAAUGUUAGUAACGUCUUGGGAAACCAGAUAGUCAAUGUUUCAGUGGACGUUCAAGCACCUCCUGUGGAAACUCACAUUGUAGCAAGUCCACAAUCAAGUCUGAAGGAAGGAGACUCCGUAACCAUUUUCUGCAAGUCCAGUGGAGUUCCUGUGACACGUGUGGUUCUUAGCAAGAGGGUGGAUGGUGUAGAUUCUGAACUAAAGGCCAAAGAAGGAGCUGAAACAUCAGUUACCCUCGACUCAGUCAAGCUAUCCGACACAGGCAUGUUUGUUUGCGAGGCUUUCAAUGAGUACGGCAGUCAGAGGACCACUCUUAAUCUACACGUUGAGGCUCAUUUGCUGGAAGUGGAGCUACAACCAAAUGACACAAUUGUGUCGGACAGAGGCUCCAGUUUGGUGUUUUCUUGUCUGGCUUCAGGUUGCCCUCAUCCCAAGUUUUCCUGGAAGAAUCUUUUAAAUAUGCCAAUCCACAGGCAGCCUAAAACCGAUGGCUUCCUGUCCCAGCUGCUCUUUGAUCCGGUGGAGGUGGAGGAUGAGGGAACUUACCUCUGUGAGGUCACAUGUGGCUCUAUUAAGAAGUCCAAGCAGACGGAAGUGAAGGUGUUUUCAUUUGCAACAAGUCCUAUCGUAAAAAGUACUGGACCUUCUCUGACAGGAGAGAUGAUGAAAUUGACCUGCACUAUUCGAGACGUUUUUCCAGUCAACCUUUUCCAAAUCCUGUGGAUUGAUGGAGAAAGAGAAAUCUGGAGAGAGGAAUCUCAGUCAUUUUCAAGUGGAUCAACAGAUCUGACUUCGGUUUAUUCUUUCCAAGUAGACACCGAAGACCAGGACAAACACAUCACCUGCAAGGUCUUGCUGGACAUGUAUGGUGUGCCACCUUCACAAGUAGUGAAGACUGCAUCUACUACAUUGUCCAUUCACUAUCCCCCCAGAGCCACAAGGAUUAUUGCCAGUCCACUGACAAAGUUGAAGGAGGGAGAACCUGUGAGCUUUUCUUGCCUUUCUGACAGCUUUCCAGUAGGGCGUAUGGUGCUAAGCAGGGUUGUAGAUGGCAUACAAACAGAGCUAAAGACCAUUGAUGGGGUUGAAACUUCAUUUACCCUACCUUCGGUUAUGCUAGAUGAUGCUGGCAUCUACGUUUGUGAAGCUUUUAAUAUUUAUGGGAAUCACAGCGACAGUGUGGAAAUUACCGUGAAAGCGCCUCCCAGGAACACGACAGUGGAGAUCUUCCCAUCCACAAAUGUUCAGGAGGGGCAGAAUAUCACCAUCUGUUGUCGCUCCGUGAGUUUCCCUCCACCUGCGGUGGUCCUCAGCAAGCUGGAUAGUGAGACAAACAUCUACUCCCUUGAUGGGGUCUUUAUACUAAUGAACCUUACUCCAAACGACACAGGCCUAUAUCAGGUCAAUGUCACAAAUGACCUGGGUUACGAAACGGAGGUUUUCAAUAUCAAUGUGAUAGAGAAAAGAUUGGACUCUCCAUUGGGUUGGACAGACUUUUUAACCCUAGCCAUUUUCUUAGGAGGUGCUGCUGCUCUGCUUGGUCUUGUGCUGUAUGUGUGGAGAGAAAGAAAGAAGGGGUUUUAUGAUCUUACGAAGGGCAUUAUAUAGACAUUGAAUAGACCCCAGUAAGUGUAUCAGAAGCAGCUAUGCUGUCGUAUCAGGGCCCCGGGGCCCCCUAAAGUGAGAACUGCAGGUGACUGGAUUGAUCAUCUGAAACUUCAGGUGAAAAAAAUACCCCAGCCCGCUGUGAACCUGCGGUCUCCACAGGCAGAGAUCAUCAACGUUCCUGGGAUUUGGUUCCUCAGAGGAGGUAAUCUAAACUUGUGUGGUUCGUUCGUGGUUUGGGAUACAAACUGUGAAACAUUAGCAUUUUAGCAUCAAAAGAAUGUAACCUAGCCACCAAAUUUGGUACAUUUUAGAUCACAACAAUCAAUUUGCUGUACUCAAGUUGAUUAAUUUUGUGUGGUGAUUUUAUCAGAUGUUUUCAUUUUGAUAUUUAUUAAACAAGCAGCUUUGUCAUUUGA